This is a messenger RNA of Diaporthe citri, 1713 nucleotides long. RefSeq lists its product as uncharacterized. The record is from RefSeq and is a predicted model, not a curated record. Bases 1 to 1713 code for a protein of 570 amino acids. The transcript is spliced from 4 exons. Gene Ontology annotation, molecular function: aldehyde dehydrogenase (NAD+) activity. NCBI's taxonomy places the organism in Eukaryota, Fungi, Ascomycota, Sordariomycetes, Diaporthales, Diaporthaceae.
AUGCAGGCCCGGGACUUCUUUGAUCAAUGGCUCGCCCAAGCUCAGGCGCGCCUUCGGGAGCCCCCAUUUGACAAUGCGCAAAUCUUCGUCUGGAUGAUUCUCUGUCCUCUGCUCCUCAUUGCCGUCGUCUUCUACUUCAAGGGCGAGCACGACCAGCCGAUCCGCUACCGAGUACCCGAGCCCAAGGUGCCCGAACCCAAGGAAAUCCUUCAGAAGCCAAACAUAAAGGUCUCCGGCGCCAGUGCAAUCCAAUGCUACGCCCCAGCCACCGGCCAAUUCCUUGGAUUCAUCAACCCCUCGACCCCGGCCGCCAUCGACCGAGCCGUUGACGCCGCCGAGGCUGCGCAGAAGACAUGGGCCAACACGAGCUUUAGGGAAAGACGCAAGGUCCUGCGCUCAAUGUUGCAGUAUGUGCUCGACAACCAGCAGGAGAUCUGCCGCGUGGCCUGCCUCGACUCUGGGAAGACUAUGGUCGACGCCCAGCUCGGCGAGAUCCUUGUCACCGUCGAGAAGUUGCAGUGGACCAUAAACCACGGCGAGAAGGCCCUGACCCCCAGCAGGCGGCCCACAAACCUGCUCAUGAUGUACAAGAAGAACACCGUCCAGUAUGAGCCACUUGGCGUGGUCGCGGCCCUUGUCUCGUGGAAUUACCCCUUCCACAACCUCAUCGGACCUAUCAUCUCGGCAAUCUUCUCCGGAAAUGGUAUCCUAGUCAAGGCAUCGGAGCAGACUGCAUGGAGCGCAAGCUACUUUGCGAGCAUCGCGAGGGGCGCCCUAAUCGCCCACGGCCAUGACCCGGCCCUGGUGCAGACUUCGGCUGCGAAGGCCCUGAUCCCAGUUGUUGCCGAGUUGGGCGGGAAGGAUGCCUGCGUCGUUCUGGACUCGGCCAAGGGCGACCUCCCGCGGAUUUGCGAGACGCUUCUCCGGGGCACCUUCCAGGCAGCGGGCCAGAACUGUAUUGGAAUCGAACGUAUCAUCGCCACGCCUGGUGUCUACGACAAGCUCAUCGAACGCCUCGAGCCUCGUGUCAAGGCCAUCCGCCUGGGCCAAGAUGCAGACAUGGGUGCACUGAUCUCCGACGCCUCUUUCGGAAGACUUGAGGGCCUGGUCCAGGACGCAGUCAAGAACGGCGCGCGCCUGCUCUCAGGUGGAAAGCGCUAUGCUCACCCUGAGUACCCCAGCGGCCAUUACUUCAGCCCGACCCUGCUCGUCGAUGUCACGGCCGACAUGGCUAUCGCCCAUGAGGAAUGCUUCGGGCCCGUCAUGGUUCUCAUGCGCGCCCCCUCCAACACCGCAGCUGACGUCCUCCGUGUGGCCAACGCGCCCGACUUCGGCCUCGGCGCCAGCGUGUUUGGGCGGGACUCUGACCCCGUCCUGCAGGCCCUCGUCAAGGGGCUGAGGUGCGGCAUGGUCGCUAUUAACGACUUUGCCGCCUUCUACGCCGUUCAGCUGCCGUUCGGCGGUGUCGCGGGCUCGGGGUACGGCCGGUUUGCCGCAGAGGAGGGGCUCAGGGGCCUGUGCAAUAUCAAGGCUGUGUGUGCGGACCGCUGGGGGUGGGCCGGUGUUAGGACGAGCAUCCCGCCGCCUAUCAGGUAUCCGAUUGACAGCCAGGACCGAAGCUGGAAAUUUGCCAAGGGGGUGGUGGAGACGGGGUAUGGAUUGGGCGCAGUGAAGAAGGUCGGUGGUGUGCUGGGAAUUUUGAAGAACAUGUGA